Melanotaenia boesemani (Boeseman's rainbowfish) is the source of this 2213-nucleotide messenger RNA. RefSeq names its product glucocorticoid induced 1a (gene glcci1a). The record is from RefSeq and is a predicted model, not a curated record. Lineage: Eukaryota; Metazoa; Chordata; Actinopteri; Atheriniformes; Melanotaeniidae. The coding region runs from base 294 to 1817 and encodes 507 amino acids. Gene Ontology annotation, cellular component: cytoplasm. Gene Ontology annotation, biological process: podocyte development. The transcript is spliced from 8 exons.
AGUUAAUAAUUGUGUUCUUGACACUUUGGAGAAGUUGCUAUGAGAAUCAGUUUAACUAGUGGCAUCGUACCAGAGAAGAUCCAGUCAUGAUGGGGAUUUAUUGACUAAGUAACUGUGACUACUCAUCUUGGAUGACGUAAAAUAACUUUGGUAACUAACACUGCAAAGUUCAUUAUCCUGUUGUGUGGGAAAAACAAAACACUUAAGUAAGGCUGUGGAAUAUUAAACAGGAUUAGUAGUUUUGCCACUUUUAUUACAACAUAAAGAGCAAUAUCAGCUGAAAGCGGCUGGCCAUGUCAGCGGCAGCAGUCAGUCCAUCAUCACAGCAGCGGGUGAAGCAGAGUGGCUCCCCUCCAGCCUCCAGCUCCGUCAGCAGCAACAGCACCCCGGUCCGACUGCAUCCUGUCCGCGCAACGGUGCCGUACCUGCUUCUGGGUGGAAAUCAGCACAGCCCAACCCGCUACGCUUCCUCCUCCUCCCCUGUAGCCGGGAGCAACACGGGACCGACGACGUCCAGUUGCUCCAGUCCCGCCAACCCGGGUGGAAGCGGCUCGGACGGCAGGCUGGUCCCCAGGCAGAGGCGUUCACCGCCACACAGCAGGAUCUCACCAGACGUCUCUUCUUAUCCGCUCAAAGCUGAAAAGACAAAGUCCCAGCUGGUCCGGAGUUCAGGGGUCGUAUUGCGGUCUUUUUCUCUGGGCACUAUCUGUGGGCCCUACCUCACCGGGCAGUGGCCUCGUGACCCCCAUGUUAAUCACACAUCUUGUAUGACAGAUCAAUCCACACAGACUCCUGGAUGUUGGAGUGACAGAACUGGAUAUAAGAGGAGCUCACACCAACGCUCUGCUUCCUGGAGCAGCACCGAUCAGCUCAAAGAGAUCGUGAGGCUCCGGCAGCAGCUCCAGCGCAGCAAACAAUCAGGCCGCACCACUAAAGACAAGGACCGACUCUCCCCCGUUCAGUGUAACACCAUCACCCACCCGGCCCUGACCAGCACCACCACCUAUAUCUACACAGCAGCCGGACACAUUCAGCAGUUUUCCAUGUCGAAGUCGGCCCAGAUGCCGCUGUCUAACAUCACAGUGCCAAAGCCCUCCAUCUCCAGGGUGCCCAGCAGCAUGGAGGGCAUCAACCACGAGCUGGAGAAGGUCUUUAUCAGAGACAACGGGGAGAAGGAAGAGCUCAAGUCCCUGGAGGUUCCUGACGGCCGUCGGGCUCCGUUCCCUCCCCAGCAGCGCAGCGGCAGUUCCCGGAGUGUGGACACCCAGACCCCCUCAGCCCCGGGGCGGUCCAGCAGCUGCUCCAGUCUGUCACCAUGCCCCUCACCAGCCUGCCCACCAGGGUCACAUGACGGCAGUCCUUACUCCACAGAGGAUCUACUCUACGACCGAGACAAAGACAGUGGAAGCAGCUCACCGCUGCCCAAGUUCGCCUCCUCACCCAAACCCAACAACAGCUACAUGUUCAAGCGUGAGCCUCCGGAGGGCUGUGAGAAGAUUAAAGCCUUCGAGGAGAUGAGUUCCCGGCAGUCGGCGGCGGCAUCGGUCCCCCUCUUUUCCUGCCCCGACAAAAACAAAGUCAACUUCAUCCCAACAGGCUCCGCCUUCUGUCCCGUCAGACUCCCUGGCGCCAUGCACCUCACCCCGGCCUCAGAGCCAGAGGAGGAUGAGGAUGGAGAGCCUCGGGGGGCCGCCUCCCUCUACGGCAUCCCCACUCAGGUCUCGACGAGCACCAGCACAGACGACCCCCCGUCAGAGGAGCCCGGCUCCCCCUCAGAGACUGCAGAGCCCCAGACAGACAGCCCAGCCAUCAGCUAGAGCCGAGCAGAGCCGGACUCCGCCUCGGGGAACCCGUACGAGUGAGCACCGACCACCAAAACGUUACUGUUCCACCAACACCUCCCUCUGCUCUGCCAGGGGAGCCUCCGUCUCUGUGCUGACCCCUCCACCCUUCUUCUAUCUCUGCAUGACGUAGCAACUAUGUCCCUUAAUCUUCACCGCCACCAUCACCCAGACUGUCCACCUUAACGUUCUGUCCUGCAUCAUGUCUGAGCUGUCUGCAGGGGGCCGAGGGUCCAAGGAGGGAAGACGGGGAGGAUGGGGGGGAGGGGGGCAUGCAGUUUAAACUGGUAGUAUAUUUCUGGUUAAAUUAUGUGUUGUCUUCUGUUUCAACAUUCACAGUACAAAUAAGCUCUAAACUUACAUCAUAUAUAU